Molecule: messenger RNA, 1498 nt
Organism: Monopterus albus (swamp eel)
Lineage: Eukaryota; Metazoa; Chordata; Actinopteri; Synbranchiformes; Synbranchidae
Gene: cbx6a
Product: chromobox homolog 6a
Exons: 5
Biological process (GO): negative regulation of transcription by RNA polymerase II
Cellular component (GO): chromatin; PRC1 complex
Molecular function (GO): chromatin binding
Source: RefSeq, a predicted model, not a curated record
GGCUGCGGUCGGCCUGAGCAGACAGCAGAGCUUAUCGUCUGGAGAGAGGCAAAUACAGACAGGUAGCUUAGUUCGGGCAUGAAAGAUGGAGAACUCGGCGGGGGGAGAUCGUAUUUUUGCCGCGGAAGCCAUACUGAAACGCCGCGUUCGUAAGGGAAGAAUCGAAUACCUGGUUAAGUGGAAAGGAUGGGCAAUGAAGCACAGCACUUGGGAGCCAGAAGAGAAUAUUCUGGAUGACAGGCUGAUACUGGGCUUUGAGCAAAAGGAACGGGAAAGGGAAUUGCAUGGACCGAAGAAACGGGGACCAAAGCCCAAAAACUUUGUUAUGAAGGCUCGUUCUCAGAAAGGAGAGACCAGCAGCAGAGCCUCAAACUCCCGCCAGAACACACCCCGGUCCUCUUCGUCUACUUCCAGCCGAGCAGCUCCCUCCUCUUCUGCCUCACCCCAUCAUUUACCAUCUUUGUCCUCCUCCUCCUCAACUGUUGCACCCUCUCCUAAACUCAACUCUCUAGCUGCCACUCACAAGCUGAAGAAAGACAUUCACCGAUGCCACCGGAUGUCCAGACGCCCUCUGCCUCGAUCAGAUCCCAUGGCGCCUACAUUCUCCAACCCCAGUGGCUUCCCCUCCCGCAUGCACGUCUCCCCCUUCUCUGAGACGGUCCGCAUCCUCAACCGCAGAGUCAAACCUCGGGAAGUCAAGAGAGGUCGGAUCAUCCUUAACCUGAAGGUCAUUGACAAGCCAGGUAGGGGUGGCACAGCUGCAAGCAGUAGAAAUAUUACAGCAGGACGCCAGAACAUCCCUUCCCGCAAUCGCAUCAUUGGGAAAAAGGGAGAGGCCCCCUAUAGACCUUUCCAACCUCCUCUGAAGAUGCUGGGGUUCCCGAUGUACGGGAAGCCAUUUGGGCUGCAGUGUGGAGGCCCAGUACCUUUCCACUCCCAACCAGGGUCAUGCUCAAGCACAGGGGCCAAGGACAGCCACACCACCCCUUCUCAGUACCAGUCACCUCCUUCUCCCUCCAGCUCCAGUGGCUCUGAAGGAAAAUCUCCCAGCACCACCUCAGCUGCAAAGUCCCAGCCCACCAACAGAACCUCACCUUCCAGCGAGGGUCCCAAGCCCAGUAAACCUCACACAGAGACCCAGAAGGGCCCGAGCGCCAAGCCAUCUGCUCCUGCCCCGUCCUCAGAUGCAGACCCUGUGGCAUCAGCAUCUCCCUUCCUCCCCUCCUCACCCUCAUCUUGCUUGGAAGAUGAAGAGGAGGAGGGUGCUGUGGACAGCUCAGCGCCCACAGAGGGAAGCAGGAAAAGUCUACGCCAACGUAGGGCUAAACGCCAGGUGCCCACCACACUUCCCUCUGUCACCCCUGGGGACCAGAGACCUUCCCCCACUGAACCGAAAAGGGUGCCUGCUGAGGGAGACCCAGACUGGCACCCUGAAAUGGCACCAAGCUGCAAAGAUGUGGUGGUCACUGAUGUCACCACCAACCUCGUCACCGUCACC